CGCAAGACCUUUUUAAUUGUAUACAAUAACGCCUCGCUACCGGCGCCCACUGCGCAAAUAUCAAUAUGACACUUCUUAUCCUUACCGAGACGGCCGCCGGCUAUGCACUGCUCAAAGCAAAAGACAAGAAGCUCCUCAAACGUGACGAUCUAGCUUCCGAGUUGGGCUCUAUCGAAAAUGUUACCUCUUUGCUCAAACUGAAGGAGUUCCAGAAGUUUGACAGUGCGGCGGCGGCACUCGAAGAAGCAGCAGCUAUUGUGGAGGGCAAAGUCACACCUAAAUUGUCUGCCUUGUUGGACACUCUCAAGGAUGAGAAGAAGAUCUCCCUGGCGGUUGCAGACCCAAAGCUGGGCAAUGCGAUCGGAAAAAUCCCAGGUCUCGAGAUCAAAGCUGUCGCCGACUCCACCACCGCCGAGCUCUACCGAGCCAUUCGAGAACACUUGCCCUCUCUGAUCCCGGGUUUGAUGCCGGAUGAUGUCAAGACGAUGUCCUUGGGUCUCUCACAUUCGCUUGCACGACACAAACUGAAAUUCUCACCGGACAAGAUCGAUGUGAUGAUCGUCCAAGCAAUAGGGCUGCUGGACGAUCUGGACAAAGAGCUGAACACAUACUCCAUGAGAGUAAAAGAGUGGUAUGGGUGGCAUUUUCCAGAAAUGGCAAAGAUCCUCAACGACAACCUCGCCUAUGCCAAAGUCGUGUUGAAGAUGGGUAUGCGCACAAACUUUGAGAACUGCGAUCUUGCCGAUAUCCUCCCCGAAGAGAUUGAGGCAGCCGUCAAGGCAGCCGCAGACAGGUCUAUGGGCACAGAGAUCACGGAUGAAGAUCUUGAGAACAUACAGAUGUUGGCGGAGCAAGUGGUGGCAUUCACGGAGUACAGGACGCAACUGUCGAGCUACCUGACAGCACGAAUGACUGCAAUUGCUCCAAACUUGACCACCCUCGUGGGCGAGCUUGUUGGUGCUCGGCUUAUUGCACACGCAGGAAGCUUGUUGAAUCUCUCAAAGAGCCCGGCAAGUACAAUUCAAAUACUCGGAGCCGAAAAGGCGCUCUUCCGAGCACUGAAGACGAAACACGACACUCCCAAAUAUGGUCUCAUUUACCAUGCUUCUCUGAUUGGCCAGGCAUCAGGAAAGAACAAGGGCAAGAUGGCCAGAAUACUCGCUGCUAAGGCAGCUCUUGGUCUGAGAGUCGACGCACUACAAGAUUGGGGUGACGACGAAGCCAACAUCCCGGAGGACGAGAAAGCUGCUCUUGGCUUGGGAGCACGUGCCAAUCUCGAGCGCAAGCUUGCGGCUAUGGAGGGCAAGCCCCUCAAGCCCAGAGGAGUGGCCAUUGGCCCGAAUGGAACGCCAGCAACAGCGCAACCCAAGAAGUGGGAGAUCAAGGAAGCUCGGAAAUACAAUCCGGACGCUGAUGGGCUCGCCGGUGACGAGGCACCUGCCAAGGAGAAGAAGUCGAAGAAGGAAAAGAAACUCAUCGAAGAGAUCUCCGAGGACAAGACGAUGGCAGAUGGUGAUGACGACGAGGACGAGUCCGAGUCGCAACCCGAUGAGUCCAUAGAUUCGGAUGAGGUUGCCGCCAUCGUGCCAUCAAAGGUCAACGGCAUCAAUGGAGCAUCUGACAAGACUGCCAAGAAAGCGGCAAAGGACCGGAAACAUGCAGAAAAAGCUGCUCGCAAGGACGGCAAGAAAGAAAAGAAGGGAGACAAGGAGGCCGCGAACGAGGAGACCAAGUUGGAAGCUUUGGCCGCGCAAUGUGGUCUUAGUGUUGAGCGAUACAAGAGGAAGCUUGAGCGGGGCGAAAUUCAGUUCAGCGAAGACGGUGUACCGACUGCGAUCUCGAAGAAGGAUAUCAAGAAGGCCAAGAAGUCAGCAGAGAAGUCAGCAGCCAAUGGUGACUCGGAAGGAAACAAGAAGCGGAAGCGGACAGAGGAUGAGACUGAGACUGAGCCGUCAAAAUCGGAAACGAAAAAGAAGCGGAAAGAGAAGUCGUAAUCCAUUUUGACGGUUUUGUUCGUUCCUGCUGUUGUUUUUAGCAUCGUCUUCUUCUGCAUGGCGUCGGAUUUGGUGUUUGGGUGCUGGAUGAUGAAAAGGGUUCAGGAGGAAGGUGUACCACUUCAGAGGGCGUAGUCAACUCUCUGCAAGCCGAGUCUUUGUACAUGUGCGGCGCCAACUAAUGCUUGCAUGUCGUCUCAAUGAAUCAAUGUACUUGUACUAGACUCUUAUAAUCUAAUCGUUCUCUGCGGAGCACUCAUGACUGUCCGGCCUUUCUCCGGCGAAAUAAUUUUACAGAU
Messenger RNA from Exophiala viscosa, 2293 nucleotides. RefSeq lists its product as uncharacterized. Gene Ontology annotation, cellular component: small-subunit processome; box C/D methylation guide snoRNP complex. Gene Ontology annotation, molecular function: snoRNA binding. Lineage: Eukaryota; Fungi; Ascomycota; Eurotiomycetes; Chaetothyriales; Herpotrichiellaceae. The transcript has a single exon. Bases 66 to 1994 code for a protein of 642 amino acids. The record is from RefSeq and is a predicted model, not a curated record.